This is a messenger RNA of Hirundo rustica (Barn swallow), 1848 nucleotides long. RefSeq names its product mex-3 RNA binding family member C (gene MEX3C). Lineage: Eukaryota; Metazoa; Chordata; Aves; Passeriformes; Hirundinidae. Bases 23 to 1690 code for a protein of 555 amino acids. The record is from RefSeq and is a predicted model, not a curated record. Gene Ontology annotation, molecular function: RNA binding. The transcript is spliced from 2 exons.
GCCCGCCGGAGGCAGCGGAGUGAUGGGGGUGGCCCGGCAGCGGGCGGGCUUAGCGCCGCCGCCCGACUCCCUCGGGGAGCCGAGGCUUGGCGGAGCGGGGGAGGCGGCGGUGAGGGGCGAGGGAGAUCUGGAGCUGGAAGACGAGGACGAAGAGGACCACCUGGCCGCGCUGCUGUUGCUCUUCACGUCUUCCUCGCCCUCUCAGCCGCUCCCGCUGCUGCCGGCGUUGGGAUCCGUCCUGCUCUCGCCCACUCUCGAUGAACAGGAGGCAGCGGCGGGGGCGCACGAUCCUGAGGGCAUGAUGACGGCAAUGCUGUCCCACGCUUACGGCGGCGGCCUGAGUGACGAUGGUGCGGUGGGCCUCUGCGGUGAGCAGACGGCGCUGAUCGGCGGAAAGAGCGUCAACACCACCGAAUGCGUGCCCGUGCCCAGCUCUGAGCAUGUGGCUGAGAUCGUGGGCCGCCAGGGUUGCAAAAUAAAAGCACUAAGGGCCAAGACAAAUACUUACAUUAAGACCCCUGUUCGUGGAGAAGAACCCGUCUUUGUUGUCACUGGGCGAAAGGAGGACGUAGCCAUGGCUAAAAGGGAAAUUCUCUCAGCUGCUGAACACUUCUCCAUGAUCAGAGCAUCACGCAACAAGAGCAGUCCUGCCCUGGGAGGCCUGCUAUGUACCCCUAACCUGUCAGGUCAGAUGACAGUCCAAGUCAGGGUGCCUUACCGUGUAGUUGGGCUGGUGGUUGGACCAAAAGGAGCUACAAUCAAAAGAAUUCAGCAGCAGACCCAUACCUACAUAGUCACCCCCAGCAGGGACAAGGAGCCAGUCUUCGAAGUCACAGGAAUGCCUGAAAAUGUCAACUGUGCACGUGAGGAGAUAGAGAUGCAUAUAGCCAUGCGUACUGGGAACUACAUUAAGCUGAAUAAAGAGAAUGAUUUCCAUUACAAUGGUACAGAUGUGAGCUUUGAAGGAGGCACUCUCAAGUCUGCAUGGCUUGCAUCUAAUCCCGUCCCUCUUAGCUGCACCAGAAUGCUUUCUAAUUCUAGGAAUGACAGCUCCAGCUCCUUGGGAAGUAGUUCCACAGAUUCCUGUUUUGGAAGCAAUAGAUUGGCUGACUUCAGCCCAAGUCCGUUCAGCACAGGCAACUUUUGGUUUGGAGAAAUGUUGCCUUCAGUGGGCACGGAAGACUUCACGGUUGACUCUCCUGUGUAUGACUCCUUAUCAAUGCCUUCCCAAACCAUUUGGACUCCUUUUGAACCUGUAAACCCUCUCCCUGGCUUUGGUAGUGACCCUGCUAGUAAUGCCAAGCCUCAAUGCCGAGGGAGACAGCCAUCUACUCCUUGCCUGUCACCCACAUUUCCAGAAAGCCUGGAUCACCCACUGGCUGGGAGAGUGAGUAGUGACCCACCUAGCACUGGCCACCAAGUAGGCCUUCCCAUCUACAUCCCUGCAUUCUCCAAUGGCACCAACAGCUAUUCAUCUUCCAAUGGUGGCUCCACAUCCAGCUCACCCCCUGAGUCGAGACAGAAGAACAACUGCAUGAUGUGCUUCGAGAACCAAGUUGUUGCAGCCCUGGUCCCCUGUGGUCACAAUCUCUUCUGCCUGGAGUGUGCCAACAAAAUCUGUGAAAAGGAAGUCCCAUCGUGUCCUGUUUGCCAGACAGCUGUUACUCAGGCAAUUCAAAUUCACUCUUAAAUAGAGAUAUUAUAGAGUUAUUAUUAUAUGUGGACUUUUAAAGACUCUUAAAGGCAUGAAUGUAAUGGUACCCUCUAGUAAACUUUCUAAUGAAUUAUGACUGUUGGACUUCCUUGGGAUUAGGCCGAAGUUAUUAAUAAAUUUUUACUUUCUCAAAA